Nannospalax galili (Upper Galilee mountains blind mole rat) is the source of this 270-nucleotide messenger RNA. Its product is annotated as small integral membrane protein 41-like. The record is from RefSeq and is a predicted model, not a curated record. The transcript has a single exon. Lineage: Eukaryota; Metazoa; Chordata; Mammalia; Rodentia; Spalacidae. Bases 1 to 270 code for a protein of 89 amino acids.
AUGAACAGCUCACAGGUGGUCGCUGCGGCCAGAUCCACGUGGCCGAGUUGCUGCAACCAGUCUGGGGUGCCAUUCCAACCCCAGGAGGGGCCACCCAUGGUGCAGGCGGUGGUGCUGGGCGUGCUUUCGCUGCUGGUGCUCUGCGGGGUCCUGUUCCUGGGUGGCGGCCUCCUCCUCCGCGCCCAGGGUCUAAUAACAGUGCUGGCCCGUGAAAGGCGCUCAUCCCACGAGGUUGAGCCUGAUGCCAGUGGAGGGUUUGAUGACUCCUAG